Phycomyces blakesleeanus NRRL 1555(-) is the source of this 3717-nucleotide messenger RNA. It is a transcript of the gene RdRP-1a, whose product is annotated as RNA-dependent RNA polymerase RdRP. Bases 1 to 3717 code for a protein of 1238 amino acids. Gene Ontology annotation, biological process: siRNA processing. Gene Ontology annotation, cellular component: nuclear RNA-directed RNA polymerase complex. NCBI's taxonomy places the organism in Eukaryota, Fungi, Mucoromycota, Mucoromycetes, Mucorales, Phycomycetaceae. The transcript is spliced from 3 exons. Gene Ontology annotation, molecular function: RNA-directed RNA polymerase activity. The record is from RefSeq and is a predicted model, not a curated record.
AUGACUGUAUCUGCCAGCAAGGAUGUUAUACGCUGCGCAAAGCAGAUAUAUAACCAUCUAGGGUUGCGCCACCGUAUCAGUCUUCUCUCAAACCAAGACUCCCAACCACAAGAAGUCAUUCAGCUGGAGACCCUGCAUUCAAUAGAUCAACAAAGCUUAAAUAGCGUUGUCAAGGCAUUCUUACAAUGGUCCCCUCCAGAAGGUGUAAAGAAGACAAUUCAGGAUCUCAUUGCUAGAGUUGAAGACGCAAUUGUGGAAUUAUGUGGUGCACCGGACGAUGAACUUUUAAGCGAUGAUCCUUUAGACCAUGACAUACAACAAGACGAUGACAUACUAUUAGACGAUGACAUGCUACUAGACGAUGCCAUGCUACUGGACGAUGAAAUACUAUUAGACGAUGCUCUAAUAGAAGAUGAGCCUCUAGAAGAUGAUCUAUUUGAUGGUCUCUUUGGCAAAAUCGAAUUUGAUAGUAUUUUUGACGACGAAUUUGAUAUGCCAACCACGCCAUCCCAGCAAGCUCAGUGUACUGUUAAAAGAGCUCUCCCGGAUAAAAAGAUCCCUGAAGCCAAGAAGAGCCGAAAGGAGUCAGCAUUCCAUCCCCAUCCUCCCCCUUCCCCCCCACGACUAUUUCACGACGAAGACGAUAUGCAAUCACCUCCAGAAUCUACACCACCACUUUCACCUUUUAGUGAUGCAUGCAGCCUAGAGACCAACACGGCAGAAAAUACAAUAUGUAGCUUAAGCAACAGUUCAAGAUGCUUUGAUAACGUUCCAUGGCUCAUCCAGUUCGAGAUUGCUCGUUUCCUCUACCAAUACCGCUUGAAGAUGAAAGAUUUGACAUUUGAAGCCCUCCAAAAGUUCUUUGCUGUAAUCAAGGUCGAUCCACGUCAACUCUAUCAAGUCAUGCUGUCGUGGUAUAAUACCAAGCAAGGCAAAUCACCAACAGACCACUCCUCGUAUGCCCUGAUGGAGAGUUGCUCUGAUCAGGUGUGGAAUCAUCUGGAGAGUAAUACAAAGAACAGAAUGAUACAUUACGGUGCUAUUGUAAAGCUCUCGACCACCGAACCCCCAAAGAUGCUCCUCAGAGCACCGACCGUUGGUGCUUCUAACCGAUUCUUUCGUAAAUAUGGCCAAGAUCGCUUUUUGGAAAUGAAAUUGAGCAAACAUUCCGAUCCAUCCCUCAUUCAGCAGCAAAAGGAGUUUUUCCUAAAGCCGUUUAUAGUAAUGGGCCGUACAUUUGAGUUCCUGUUUAUCAAAGACAAUACAUUGAUUCUGUUUGCUACCAAAGGUCCAAAGCUUGAGGAAAUACCUAUCUUCCAAGUCAUCCGAUGGCAUAUUCCAAUAGAGGAGAACUACAAAAUGCCACUAAACAAAUUCGCUAGUCGUAUGACACUUGGAUACAGUAAUAGUAUCCCGACCCUUUUGUUCUCCAAAGAAAGUAUUCGCUACGUGGAUGACAUAUAUUCUGAUAAAAAUGGUGAAGAGGAAACUUGUAUGACAGACGGCUGUGGUAUUAUCUCAUGUGCAGCUAUGCGGAAAAUCAUGCAACUAGAAGGCAAAGACGACGUUCCGUGCGCGAUCCAAGGUCGUAUUGCAGGUGCAAAGGGCAUUUGGAUCUUAUCUCCUGAGCUAGACUUUACUUCUGGUGAAUGGAUCGAAAUCAGAAAGUCUCAAAAUAAAUUUAAAACCGGCGUGCUUCAAAAGGACGCCAGCAUUGACCCCUUGCACUAUACCUUUGAUCUGGUCAAACGUUCUGUUUGCGUUUAUCCCGCCAGUCUGAACACCCAGUUUAUCCAGUGUCUUUCUUCAGGUGGCGUACCCACCGAGGUUUUUGUUGUCUUACUCCAAGAUUACCUGCAUCGCCUUUCGUCCGUAAUUACAGGCAGCAAGGAUAUCAAAUUACUUCGUGAUUGGGUUGUCAAGGAGGGAAAUCUGAUGAGAACUCGACUUGAUGCAGAUAUCGUGGAAAAGGGGUUGUGGGUUGAAAGGGCAAAAGAAGAAGAUACAUAUGUUGAAUGGGACACAGAAGAUACAGAUGACGUUGUAAAUAUCAGCCCCCUCGAAACACAAUGGAGAAUAAACAAAUACUCUGGAUUUCCAGCCAUGUCGCACGAAGCAAUCGUACGUCUUAUUGACUCUGGAUUCGACUUGACAAACAAAUUCGUGGCCGGAAGGGUAACUCAAGUCUUCCGUGAUGCCAUGCGAAACUUGACAACGAAAUACAAAAUUGAAAUCCAGCAAUCAUGUAUGGCAACCUGUAUUCCUGAUCCCAGUGGGACUCUAAAAGAAGGCGAAAUAUUUAUACAGCUGUCUAGUCGACGCGUUGAGGAACUGACGGGUAUCAAGGCAGGAGUUAUUACCGGAGAUGUGGUCGUGACCCGCAAUCCAUGUGGUCUUCAAAGUGAUGUACAAAAGGUUGUUGCUGUUGACUGUCCGGCCUUGCAGAUAUAUACAGAUUUAAUUGUAUUUUCUAUUAAAGGAGAAAGAUCGUUAGCAAGUAUGCUAGGUGGUGGCGACUAUGAUGGUGAUAUUGUAUUUUGUUGUUGGGAUCAACGUGUGGUUGAGCCGUUUAAAUCUUCUCCUGUGCCUCCUAUACCUAUCAGAAUGAAGGGUACCUUUGUUCAAAACAACACACCCGUAAGAGCACUCUUGAGUCACACGAGAGAUCCUGUAAAACAUGGAACCAUAUUUCAAAAGCACUUCAUAUCCAUUUCUUCCCCUGAUUCUAUUCUCGGUACCUAUGAGAACUGGCGAACAGUAAUGGCAGAAGUAAAAUCUCUCGAGGAUAAGAAUGUAAUCUACCUAGCCCUCAUGUGUGCCAAACUUGUGGAUGCGUCUAAGCAAGGUCUUACCAUCAAAGACGAGGUACUGAAACGCGAUCAAAUUGAAUUCCAAAGUUUAAAGAAGCCACGGUGGUUUCUCGACAAACGAAAUAAGAUGAGGUACAAGGAUUUUGUGGUGGGAGAAUCAGAAGGCACGGGAAAAGGCCAGCAUAGACCACAGACAACUAUGGACCACUUGUUUGUCACCUUACUCAAAGAAACUGAUACGUUUGAGAAGCACACCAAAGGCUUGACGACGAACAAUAAGUCUUCUUUGAUUGACUCUGACUUGGCUGAAUAUUGGACAAAUAUGUAUAAUACGGCCAAGAAAAAUGAUGACACCAAUCUUCUGGAGGAUCUUGAGUUUAUCAAGAAGAAAAUUGAUGAGUGUGUGGACGCGUAUAACAAACACUGUAAGCAAAUACGAGUGAGACGAUAUGGAAGAGUAAAAAAGUCUGCGCCUGUGAAUGAUGAAGAAAAGUUCAGUACGACUUUUGACUUGGAGGAACAUUUUUCCAGUAUAUACCAUGGAAUCACGUCAACAAAGUCUCAAGUCUUAAGAUACGAUGCUAGAUUCAAUGGUGGGCAGAUUAUGGGGGCGAUUAAGGCUAGCUAUGCUUACAUCUGUACAAUCGAUAAUGGCAAAUUCUCAAACUACUGUUAUGUGGUCGCAUUUGAUGAAAUCCGUCGACUGAAGGCAGACGCAUCAACAAGACCUUUCAAGGAAAACGGUCUUUCCGAAAGUAUGUCUCCUGAACUGUACAUAGCUAUGAACGUAGAUCGUUCAUGGAUGAGACGCCUUAAUGCAAGCAUUAUGGCUAAAGAAAUGGAAAAGGCAAAAAAUAAUAAGUCGAAAGCAUUAGAUACGUCGUCUAAACUUGGCGCAAGAGCAUGA